UAAUCCCUGUAAUCUGAUUGGCUCUUCCCACAGAAACCGCCCCCUGCUGCAUAUGUCCGGUAGGUGGAAAAGGUGGAAAACUUUGGGAUUAUUUCGCUACACUGCGCCAGUCCGAUGACCUUUGAGUGAUGAUGUUGGGGCAUGCGUCCGCGUGGCCAUGUGAAACACAUCGACAGCAAUGAGCAAAGAGUAUCCACGGAUUGAAAUGGACCUGGCUUUUGGGUCAGCAAAGCCCUAUGGAUCCUCGAGAAGUAUUGUGAGGAGAAUAGCUGCUAGUCUUCCCAUUAAACCCUGCCCCAGGGUCCAAUUUCAGCUUUAUCCGUACAGAGAGGAAUGUGGUGUCCUGAUUAACUCCAGGAGGCAGAACGCCCUGGUGGCCUCUCUGGCAGAUGUCGCUUGGAUCGACAGGGAUGAGGAAGAGGAAGAUGACGAUAACUACUCUGGCGCAGCCAGGUCAGGGAUACCACCAGGACUCAUGUUUCGAGUCCAGCAGCCUCACCCUCAGAGAAAACCACUAACCCGGCGGAGGUCAUUACCCAGCCUGCAUCAGGGAGCUCAGGACCCGCAGGGGCCGACAGCGGCGAACGAUGAGGCCAUUCAGAAGAUCAGCGCACUGGAGACUGAACUUGCAAAACUUAGAGCUCAGAUAGCACAAAUUGUUCUGGCUCAGGAGAAGAAUGCACAGCCAGCUGCCACCACAGGGGCACCUCCUCCUCCUCCUCCGCCCUGUGGCAACCAGCCACCUCCACCCCCUCCACCACCUCCUCCUCCACUACCACCACCCCCAGGCAUACAGCGUUCAUUUUCAGUUAUCGAUUUGAUAAGAGAGCGCAAAGGGAAGAAGACAGACUGCCCGACCGUUUUGGAUGCCAGGCCAGCAGAAAUUCCCAACAUGCUGGACGUCCUGAAGGACAUGACCAAAGUCAAGUUACGAUCGGUGAAAAGUCGUCCGGUGGAAGAUGAUACCAAAGCGAAGUCCAUGGAGCCGACCGACGCUGCAGCUCUCAUCGCCGAAGCCCUGAAGCGCAAGUUCGCCCAUCGUUAUCGACGCAACAGCGAACACGAUGACAAGGAAGAUUUCAAGCUUCCUGUUCCGGAAGUGAAACCUCAAAGCGAAACCCCACUGUUCGGGCAACACAUGUUGAAAGCAACCGGAAAAAGAAAGUUGCUGUGAACACGUGAAUCUGAGCUGGAGGAGGCCCAGAUGUUCUGCACACCCGCUGAAGUGCUUUAUUGACCUUUUAAUGUCAGCUGUUCCUGCAGGAAGGACAGACAAGGGAUUUAGCUUGAAUUAAACCGGCUGCCCCCAAAGUACCAGUCAUCUCAUAGUGUUGCUUCUGGUGAUCAUGCACCAUCUGUUUUUUGCACUUUUUAUAAGUUCUGUAUCAGCUCUCAGUUUCACAAGCAUUGAUUUUGUUUAACUGAACGUCUCUUCUUUCCGUUUUAAGAGUCACGCUUUCUAAAAAAAAAGUCUCGCAGCACUACGGCAUUAUUUAAUGUUAUCAGUUCAUUUAUUUAAUCAGUGUUUAGGGUUUUUGUUGUUGCACACGGCCUACUUGAUCAGCUUUGUGUUCACAUUUUUUGCGAGCGAUAAAGCUGAAGGGAUCUUCUAUCACAGAAGAAAGGAGCACUUUCCAACAUGUGGAAUAUUGUGCGUAUACAUCUGUAACUUGUGGACUAAUUUAUGAUUAGGUUCUAUCUAUUUAUGUUGUGGUUUAAGGUAUAAUUUUGUUUUUAACUGUUAAUUGUGUCCUAGAUUUGUCUGUUAUUAAUUCCAGGUGUUCAGAGUUGUUCAUCUGCUGAGCCUCUGUGAGUUGUCCCAGUCUAUAAAUUGCCGUUAGCAGCCAAAGAUAUUCCACUAAUGUCUUUUAAGCAUGUCACUGCCAAAAUCCCAAUUAAAAUGAUGCCUAAAUAUUGAGAAAAGUGUAAAUCCAUAUUUCUAGUAAAUCAAUGGUACAUGUGCAGUGUUGUGUUCCUUAAUCAGUACCUACCUCUGUCGAUAGAGUUGCCUUUUGUCACCAAACGUCAUGUACAUAGAUGGGUCUGAUUUGACCUCACAUUUAAACAGAAUUAAUGGGUCCUAAGGUACCCACAGUCAUCAGUGUCCCAAAGCUAUUUAACGCUGUCAUGUUCAUUAUCAUGUUGUGACGUGAGUAAUUGAUUUCACUACGUUUUCCAUUCCUGAUCACUAUUUAUGUCGUAGUCGUUGCUGCUUCAGGUCGACUCCGGUGCCUUUUUAUAAAGGGAAGUGGACUGAGUGUGUCAGUAGCGGCUGUGAUUUCAAUUUUAGUUUUGUCUGUAAAAAUAAAUUGUCUAAUCCCUUAAUAAAAGUUUCUAUCCUGA
This is a messenger RNA of Mugil cephalus (flathead mullet), 2343 nucleotides long. It is a transcript of the gene mtfr1, whose product is annotated as mitochondrial fission regulator 1. Bases 179 to 1174 code for a protein of 331 amino acids. The transcript is spliced from 8 exons. Gene Ontology annotation, cellular component: mitochondrion. Lineage: Eukaryota; Metazoa; Chordata; Actinopteri; Mugiliformes; Mugilidae. The record is from RefSeq and is a predicted model, not a curated record. Gene Ontology annotation, biological process: aerobic respiration; mitochondrial fission.